AUGGUGGACGCCUCACGCGGAGCGGGGCCCCCCCAGCCGGGAACCCCGGCCGCCCCCGCAGGGGGGUGGCGGCGGCAGCCUGCGCCGUGGCGACCCCAGCUCGCCUCGCUCUCCCCUCGCUCGCCUCAGCUGCCCGGCCGGAAGGUCCGAGGAGGCCGGGGAGGGGAGAGAGGAAAAAAAAAAAAAAGAAAAAGAAAAAGGGGGGGGGGGCUGCCAAGGGCGACUGGAGAGCGGCUGCUCCCGCCGCCGGGGUGCUGGGCGGCGGGGAAGCUGCAGCCGGAGCAGAGGCGGCGCUGCCCUCAGGGAUGCGGCGAGGAGGAAGCGGCGCUCCGCUGGGCGGCGGGGGCCGGCGCGGGGGUGCGGAGCCCGGGCUCCGGGCGGCGGCGGCACGGUCCUACCGGCGCCCAGCCCACCAUCUCCCGCCCCGCGGCCGGCGCCCGCUCAGCCCCCGCGGCGGCGGCGGCGGCAGCGAGCGGGGCCGGCGGUCCUCCUCCUCCUCCGGGUGGAGCAGAAGAGCCGGGCGCGGGGCCUCGCGGCGGCGGAUUCCUCCAGACACGCUCCGGCCCGGACGGCUGCUGA
Molecule: messenger RNA, 579 nt
Organism: Pipistrellus nathusii (Nathusius's pipistrelle)
Lineage: Eukaryota; Metazoa; Chordata; Mammalia; Chiroptera; Vespertilionidae
Source: the annotation of a GenBank genome assembly